Molecule: messenger RNA, 2860 nt
Organism: Bombus huntii
Lineage: Eukaryota; Metazoa; Arthropoda; Insecta; Hymenoptera; Apidae
Product: lachesin-like
Exons: 10
Coding region: 67-1317 (416 amino acids)
Cellular component (GO): neuron projection
Source: RefSeq, a predicted model, not a curated record
CGGAACUUCAGUCUGAACGCGACGAGCGUUACGUUCGUUGCGCGUGUUUCGCGUUAAAGUGAAAUCAUGUGCGAGAAACGUGGUAUGUGCACGAGUAGACGACAGGUGCCUCUUCUAGUAGUGACUACUUUGUUAGUUGGCGUGCGCCCGGAAAUAGUCGAUCCGAAUUUCAAGGAACCAAUUACCAAUGUAACUGCACCGGUUGGAAGGGAAGCAAUUUUAUCUUGCGUGGUUCAAGAUUUAGCAGAAUACAAAGUAGCAUGGUUGCGGGUAGAUACCCAAACGAUAUUAACGAUAGCUAGUCACGUUAUCACGAAAAACCAUCGAAUAGCCGUUUCUCACAGCGAUCAUCGCACGUGGUUUCUCCACAUACGAGAGGUAAAAGAAUCUGACAGGGGAUGGUACAUGUGUCAGAUUAAUACGGAUCCAAUGAAAAGUCAAACUGGUUACCUGCAAGUGGUCGUUCCUCCAAAUAUUCUGGACUAUUCAACGAGCACAGACAUGGUGGUACCAGAAGGCAGUAAAGUGACUUUGCACUGCGAAGCGACGGGAUCACCGGCACCUAACAUCACCUGGCGACGCGAGGAUGGCCAAUUAAUACCCUUGGCAAAUGGACGAAAAGUGCAGAGUGUCGAAGGACCAAAUUUUAAUAUAUCUAAAGUAAAUCGGUUACAUAUGGGCUUCUACCUUUGCAUCGCAUCGAAUGGCGUGCCACCAUCAGUUAGUAAAAGAAUUAUGCUGACUGUUCAAUUUCCACCCAUGAUUUCGGUGCAGAAUCAAUUGGUGGGCGCUCAGGAGGGACAACAGUUGACUCUGGAGUGCCACUCGGAGGCUUAUCCUAAAUCCAUCAAUUAUUGGACAAGGGAUAAGGACGAGAUAGUUCCACAAGGAGGGAAAUACGAGCCUGUACUAUUGGACAACGCGUAUAAAGUUCAUAUGAAAUUAACGAUAAGUUCCGUCAGUCCAUCCGAUUUUGGAUCGUAUAAGUGUGUGUCUAGAAAUGCAUUAGGAGACACCGAUGGCACCAUCAAAGUUUAUCCAAUAACAUCUUCGAACUCUACUGGUAGUAAUACAAAAUACAAAGGGAAAUUAAGGCACAAUUCGAGAAACGAUAUAUUCGAAGGAAACCAAGACAUGCUGAAAGAAAGAGAUCUAAAGUUACGAGGCCGCAAAGAAACCAGCGGAAACGAAGAGGAUGAUUACGAAGAUUCGGCUGCGGCGUCGAACAAGGACUCUUUCAGCUUGAUUUUCGCUUUGGUCACAUUCACCAUUUACCUCUACCAUCAUCCGCAGUUAAGAACGCUACAUCCGGCUUGAAGAGCGGCCCCCACCGUGCCAGCACAUUAUCAUCAGAUCCUUCUUUCGAUCGCCACCCAUCGACAAUUUGUAAAUCCACUUAAAAAUCCAUCGCUCAGGGACUCCAUACCGAGGAUAAAUUAAAUCGUGAAAUCGCGCUGACCACCCAUCACACCUGUAUUAUAAGACGACAUACUCUAUUAUGAUUAGUAUCAUUAUUAUUCUGUAACGAUAUUAGCUGUCGUAAGUUAUUCGUAAACCGUAAUCGCGUAGAUUAAGCGGAUGGAAAAAUUCUUUUAUCACGGAGAACGUCACGUAGCGAGCAAUAAGUAAGGGAACACGAGAAGAUCCUGUGCUGGAAUUGAAUUUACAGGUGCGUUGUGUAACGAGCCUGGAUCAUGCUCAAUGGUACGCUAUACUUCGAGAUAGUAGCCAAUGUCAAAUUUCGUUCGUAGUUUUCGCGUAGUCAGUUGCGUUAACGUUUUGCAACGAGAUUAAGAUCGUGGUAGCCGUUCUUCGAUGAACAUCUUCGAUGUUUCACGCGAUUAAAUUAGAAAACUUUGUUUAAUUCAUCUUUAUGUUUCUCUAGUCAGACGUUAGUACUUUUAGUACUCUUUCUUAUGUUCUUCGCAGUGUAGACAGACGCGGUAAAGAUAAUCGAACAAAGGAAAACGAAGAUAAUAAUAAAGUAAGAGAUAUACAGAGUCACAUAGAUUUUUUCGCAGAGCGUGUCUAAAAUGUUCACAGGGAAAAAGUUUCUGUCUAAAAUUUCGAAACUAUCUACUACGAUUACACUUCGAAAGAAGGAAUUACAAUAUAUAGCGCUUUACUUUUACUCUUUUUUACAAAUAUCUAAUUUUUACCUCUAUUUGUUGCUUAAAGUUAUAUCUCUUGUGACAACGAUAUCGCAAACUUUUUAUCGCUGCGUAAUAAAAAAAAGAACGUUAAGUUACGAUAGAUCAAACUUUUCGUUUCCGUCGUUUAGUCUCGAGGAAGAUCGAUAACAUAUAGAAAUCUGGUAUAAUCGAUUUUGCGAAUACGUAAUAACGAGCGCACGACAAUUAGCACCAACAGCCUCGGUGGAAGCCUCCAGUGAUUCGUAUUUAUACCAAGGACAGUGUGUAUCGAACGAAACGAUUAUCGAUAUGCAUUCGUGUAUAUAUACAUAUACAUAUACAUAUACAUAUACAUAUACAUAUACAUAUGCAUAUGCAUAUACGACCGCAUAUUAUAUAUAAAGUAUUAUAAUACGGCCCAUGUAUUUGUAUAGGUAAUCGUAUAUUCGUAUAUAUGUAUAUAAUAUAACUGUAUGUAGUACGUUAGAUAUAGUAUUAUCCAAAGACUGAGAGCAUCGUUUCGACGCUCUUGAACUGCAUUAAAUAAUUAAAUAACGAAGGAUGGCCGAAACUAAAUCACACCUCGCGUGACCCGUAAAAAUCAUGGAUCAAUCGAAGAUGGAAUCUCUCUGUGAAACAGCGCGCAGAAAAAAAUGUACAGUCCCUCAAUUGUAAUUUCUCAAGCUAUCCGUGAAAAUUGUGUAAGAAAAUCGCAUUGUCGUUGCUAA